AAAGAAAGAGAUCAAAAGUCCUGAAGAAGCAGUCACUUCAAGAGGAUCAGAUAGUAUGGAUACAAAGAUUCACCAUAACUCUGAAGAAACUCAAGGAAAAGAGUCAUUUACUCAAAUGGACUCUCCAGAUCUUUCAGAUAUGAUUGGGGAGGGCAUUUUCUCUAGGCUGUCGCUUGUGGAAAAAGAGUAUAAGCAUUCUCUCAUAAAUCUCUCCAACGUGGAAGAGGAAGGCUCAAGGACAAAGAGAUUACAGUCAGAUUCUUGCCCUCUAUCCAACAUGACUCCUGAGGUAGAGAAGGAAAAAAGUAGAGAGGUAAUAACGCCUGUUGCAAAGUUUAGGAAAUUCUGGAACAAUCCAGUUACGCAAUUAGGAAGGGAGGAAAUAUCUUAUAGCUAUUUAGUGGUGAAUCCAAAUAGAAAAGGAUUUAAUUCUAGACUUUUUACCAGUAAUAUUAGUCAGUCCGGCAGGAUUAUUCUGGCACCUGGGAACACUUUGCAGACUGAGGAUCUUCAAGUAAUUCCUGUGGAAGGUACCUCCACAUAUUUGUCAGCCACCAAGACAGAGAAUGUGUUUGGUGAAGGAAAGUCCCAUAAUAGAUCUCCUGUCCUGCCUGAUCAGAGUGAUAGUAUUGAAGACAUACACAUCACAGUCUGUGAACCCAGCUGCAUUUCACCACCUGUUGUGGAAAAGUUUGGGGCUAAUCAGAAGGGUGAGCUUCUUAGCGAAAUGAAGAAUCAGAUGCCCAGCGUGGAUAGUUUGGUUCAGUAUUUCUUAGAGGAAUCUGCUGAAGAAGUUUCCCGGAGACAGUUGAAUGUGGAAGAACAGAAAUCCUUAAACCAAGGAAAUUUCAAAUCCAAUGAUGAAAGUGACGAUAGUUCUUGGUUUCUGAUGGAAAUUGCAGAGGACUUAGAUAAUGUAGAUGUUGCGAAUGUCCCUGAUGGACAAAAUAAGGCUGUGAAACAGGAGACUGGAGGAGAGCAUUUGAAUCCUAGUAAGGUCACCUUGCAGUCACAAAGCAUGGAGGUGCCAGUGUCACGGACACACAAGGCAGAAUGUCAUUCUUGCUCCAAUGACAUAAACAAAAUCAAGCACAGUGAUAUUAAAAAAAGCACAGCUUUUUGUUGUCUUGAAUCAGACAGAGAUGGACAAAUUAGUUGUGUAGGAAAAGAAGUAGCUCCGGAUUCAGCCAAAGAAACCUGUCUCAUAGGGGAGGAAGAGGGCCCUUUGGUUCAUCAGUCACAUGGUGUGCAAAUUGUGUAUUACAAAAUGUCUGGGCCAGUAGUCGGACUCCUUGGAGUCCCCAGCAAGGCCUGUAAGCCAAGGAGACUGCAGAGACUGGUAGAAUUGGAGGAUUCUUCAAAUGAUGAGAUGUGUGUUUGUUGCCAGCCCCCUAAGAAAAUGUCUAGGCCUGUCCCGGGAGUCUCCAGCAGCAAGGCUUGUAAGCCAUGUAAGAUGCGGAGAGUGGAGGAAUUGGAGGAUUUAUCAGAAGAUGUAUAUGUUGAUUUCCAGGUUACUCAGGAAAUUAAAGACAGCGAUUACCUCCCAACAUUAUAUAAAAAAGAAAUGAAGCAGCUCCUGAAACCAUACGCAGCACAUGUGCUUUGGCAAAAGCCUUUGAACUCAGAUUACAGUAAUGAAAAGAAGAGGAGGGGUAGGAGACCAGCCUCUAAAGAAGCUUCAGCUUCUGUUCAUGGUUUGCAGCUGUCUGAAGAACAAAGUCGAAUUAAGGUCAUUGACUCAUUGCGUGGGAUGCUACAGAAAAGGUUGGAGGAGUCUCCUGAUCUGGAUGUCCAUGAAGAUACGAUAUUGAGAUUAGCAAACAAUGUGGAGAAGGAAAUAUUCAACCUCUUUCUUUGCGUCGACCAACGAUACAAAAACAAGUACCGCAGUCUCCUCUUUAACCUGAAAUCUCCGAAAAAUAAGCUCCUCUUCCACCAGGUGGUUCUCGGAGCGGUUUCCCCUCAGUGUCUUGUUCAAAUGAAUUCCCUGGAGCUGGCACCGAAGGAGUUGGCAGAGUGGAGAGCUAAGGAGAGCAAACAUGUGCUGGAGGUGAUAGAGAAACAGCAGCGAGAACCACCAAGAUGUUGCCCCACAAAACUGACCCACAAAGGAGAAAUAGAGAUACACAGGGAGGUGGAUGAGGACUUCACUUUGGAAGACCUAUAUGGAUCAGCACUAUGUAUGGACAAGAUACCUAUUUCCCAGCCCGCUGCAGAGUCCAAAAGAGACACCACCGACCAGCACAGGAGUCACUUACUGGACGUAGACUGCCUUAUCUGUACAGGAAGGAUGGCUCCUGAUGGUGAGAGAGGUUUUAACCGACUGCAGAGCAAACUAACCUCAAAGAAGAAGGCAGAAGACAGCUCCAGAAGAUUACAUUCAACCGGUGUCUAUUCAGACAAAGAGAGAAAACAUUUGGAGAAAGACAGGCCUGUCUCAAUUGGUGUCCUCAAGAAGAGUCCAAGGCUACAGAAGCAAGUCAAAGACACUGUGCUGUGGGAAGGAUUCAUUCAGAUGUUCAGCAUUAAACAGUUUGCGGCAAAAGCGUAUCCUGUUUCAGGCUACGGCACUUGCCUCAUUCAAGUGUUACCGGAGCUGAUUCAGUCAAGGGGCUGUAUUCUCCCGGAGGACGUCUGGGAUUAUUUAGAGAGCAUAUGGCCAGCUGAAGCCAAGGAGAUGAGCAUGAUACGAUUCUGCCCUGCCAUGACCAAAGGCUUCAGCACUUACAACAUGCUGUACUCGUAUUUGAACAACAAACAGAGAUAUGGCAUUGUGGACAGCAACCAGAUGGAAAUGUUCAUGGUACCGCUGCCAGCCUUCCAGCCAAUACCUGCCAAAUUCCAUCCACUUGGUGGCCCAGGUCUUGAUGCAAAUCACUCUUGCUUGUUGCUGGGACUGAUUCUCCCAAAGAAAGUCUCAGGCGACCCCUCUACAAGUAGCACGGGGCCCAGCCUCUUAAGGGAAACAAAAAGAAAGACAGUGACUUUUAAAAAUAACCUUGUGACCAAAUGCUUUUCUCCUCCUCUGGACAGUUCCGGGAGCAGCAAACUGGCUGAACCAUUUCAACAGGUACCUUCCAGGGCAUUCACAGGUAAGUGGCUGUCUAGGAACGAGUAUCCUCCAGCGGUUUUUCACAGCCAGGAGCCCUAUAAUAAUAUGUUCGCUCUCAGUACGGCAGUGGGUGAAGUCAUAAAUGGCGGGACAUGCCAUGCAGCAUCUUCUUCACACUGCCAAAACAGAAAGGAGGAAACUAACCUAUCCAUGCAGGAUUGUGCUUUCCAUUCACUUAGCAACUUCUCCUGGGUGGGAGGGCCCAGCAUGGCUCAGGAAUCAUUGGGAAGGCAGCAGAAUAUGACUGGGGGACAUACGGAGUUUCAGGCUGAUGCAGGGCCAGCCACGUCACAGAACUGGAAUCACGGACCAUUGUCUUCAUGCUCUUUAUGCUCACAUGAAUGUGGUGGCAAUGUUGCCCUCGAUGUCAAUUUGUUAGGUAUUCUUCAGUGUCCUGGAGUUGCAUCUUCUGGUGGAGUUUCUCAGGUGCCAUCUGUGCCCCAUCUUGUUUCCAAUGAACCUUCUGCUACAUCUGACCUCCAAAAUCAUGCUGCAGCUGGAGACUCCAAUCCAACUAUUCCUGUGGGGGAAGCAUUGUCUCUGAUCCAGCAUCUGGAGGCACUGGUGCAGUUGAAUUCACAGAUUCAGAACCAGACUCUUUUCCCACUUCCUUCGUUAAAUCUUUCUGCAAUCCUACAGGCAACCACACCCGGGGAAUCUCAGAUUGUUGGAGGAUCCACAUCUCCACCUGUCCAGCAGGAAAGUGGUGUGUAUCCCCAGUCUCAGUUGACCCUUCCUCCCUUUUGUGGACCGGUAUAUCCCCCUUCUGGUUGUUAAUUACACCAUGUCCUCUAGGGAGCUCCACAGAGAACCAUUUGUACAAUUGUGUACUUCUGACAUGAAAGCAGCAUAUACAUAAAGAGUUUGCAACUCAUCUUAAAAGCAUCAGCCUCUGGAAUUUAAAAGGGCCGUCCCCAAACUUUUGAGAGUUGUGGAUAGGUUGAAACAUGCCCGUACGGAAAGAAGGCUUACAGAAUUAUUUCACUGGGAACAGAUGGAAUAAUGAGCAGCGCUCUAAAUACAUCAGUGGCCAGAUAUUGAUCCGAACGGAAGAAGUAGGGCAAGUGUUAUGAUCACUCCAUGUAAGCUGUUUUCUGGUCACUCUGCUUUCUGUGGCCAUUGAAAAGGAAUUUUUGGCCAUUUCCCUGUGCACUUGAGCGGAGCGGGAGUGACAAAGAAGUACUGUGCACUAAGAAAAGUGUGUGUGUUGAGGGAGCAGAUCUGAGGCUUACUGAGAAAUAAUGUGCCACUGAACUAAGUUGGUUUUUUUUUGUUUGUUUUUUAAAAUUUUUAAUUCCACCCAGUCCUGUUGGUGGUUGGAGCUUUUCCGUGUACUAAAGGUUUUUAGAUGACUGUUUUACAAUUAUACCGAGCAUAAGUAGUUUCUCCCACUGGUAGAAAGGGACCUGCUGUUGAGGUGUUACUGGCAUUACCUUCACCAGCAAUUGCAAAAAAUGUUUUGUCUAUUUACAAUACUUAUGGUAUUUU
Messenger RNA from Mauremys mutica (yellowpond turtle), 4600 nucleotides. It is a transcript of the gene SPOCD1, whose product is annotated as SPOC domain containing 1. Gene Ontology annotation, biological process: DNA-templated transcription. Lineage: Eukaryota; Metazoa; Chordata; Testudines; Geoemydidae. The record is from RefSeq and is a predicted model, not a curated record. Bases 56 to 3889 code for a protein of 1277 amino acids. The transcript has 15 exons. Gene Ontology annotation, cellular component: nucleus.